AUGAGUUAUUUUCCUUGGUUAACAAUACUUGUUGUUUUGCCGAUAUUUGCCGGUUCAUUAAUUUUCUUUUUACCUCAUAAGGGAAACAAAAUCGUUAGGUGGUAUACUAUAUCUAUUUGUUUAUUAGAAUUCCUUCUAAUGACUUAUGCGUUCUGUUAUCAUUUCCAACUGGAGGAUCCCUUAAUUCAAUUAAAGGAGGAUUAUAAAUGGAUAGAUGUCUUCGAUUUCCAUUGGAGAUUGGGAAUCGAUGGACUUUCAUUAGGAUCCAUUUUAUUGACAGGAUUUAUCACUACUUUAGCUACUUUAGCAGCUUGGCCAAUUACACGGAAUUCGCGAUUAUUCUAUUUCCUGAUGCUCGCAAUGUAUAGUGGUCAAAUAGGAUUAUUUUCUUCGCGAGACCUUUUACUUUUUUUUAUCAUGUGGGAGUUAGAAUUAAUUCCUGUUUACUUACUUUUAUCCAUGUGGGGGGGAAAGAGGCGUCUAUAUUCAGCUACAAAGUUUAUUUUGUAUACUGCAGGCGGUUCUAUUUUUUUCUUAAUCGGAGUUCUGGGUAUGGGCUUAUACGGUUCCAACGAACCAGGAUUAGAUUUGGAAAGAUUAAUUAAUCAAUCAUACCCCGCAACCUUGGAAAUACUUUUAUAUUUUGGCUUCCUUAUUGCUUAUGCUGUCAAAUUGCCGAUUAUACCCCUACAUACGUGGUUACCAGAUACCCAUGGGGAAGCACAUUAUAGUACAUGUAUGCUUUUAGCGGGAAUAUUAUUAAAGAUGGGAGCAUAUGGAUUGAUUCGGAUCAACAUGGAAUUGUUACCUCAUGCUCAUUAUCUAUUUUCGCCCUGGUUAGUAAUAAUAGGAGCUAUCCAAAUAAUCUAUGCAGCUUCAACUUCUCUUGGUCAACGAAAUUUCAAAAAAAGAAUAGCUUAUUCCUCUGUAUCUCACAUGGGUUUCAUAAUUAUAGGAAUUGGUUCCAUAACCAACAUUGGACUCAAUGGAGCUAUUUUACAAAUAUUAUCCCAUGGAUUUAUUGGUGCUACACUUUUUUUCUUGGCAGGAACCGCUUCUGAUAGAAUGCGUCUUGUUUAUCUCGAAGAACUGGGAGGAAUAUCUAUCCCAAUGCCUAAAAUUUUUACCAUGUUUAGUAGCUUUUCAAUGGCUUCUCUUGCCUUACCAGGAAUGAGUGGUUUUGUCGCAGAAUUAGUAGUAUUUUUUGGACUAAUUACUAGUCCAAAAUUUUUGUUAAUGCCAAAAGCACUAAUUACUUUUGUAAUGGCAAUUGGAAUGAUAUUAACUCCUAUUUAUUUAUUAUCUAUGUUACGCCAGAUGUUCUAUGGAUACAAGCUAUUUAAUGUUCCAAACGCAAAUUUUGUGGAUUCUGGACCACGAGAACUCUUUAUUUUAAUCUGUAUCUUUUUACCAGUAAUAGGAAUUGGUAUUUAUCCAGAUUUUGUUCUCUCCCUAUCCGUUGACAGGGUAGAGGCUCUCUUAUCCAAUUAUUAUCCUAAAUAG
This is a messenger RNA of Hordeum vulgare subsp. vulgare (domesticated barley), 1503 nucleotides long. The record is from the annotation of a RefSeq genome assembly. NCBI's taxonomy places the organism in Eukaryota, Viridiplantae, Streptophyta, Magnoliopsida, Poales, Poaceae.